GUGGGCGGUGAUAUCCGGUUUUAGGAAAGGUGGAAGUGUGCGCGGCACUGGCACCUGCUGCCAAGUGCGAUCCGUUGCUUCUUCUAGGCGCUUCGUCCGGGGAGCGGGAGCGGAGCGCGUGCUUGUUGCGGGAAGGAACCCAGGGGAGCUGCUACCCGAGAGGGAGGAGAUCUAGCUAGGAGCCAUGGCGGAGGAGGCGUCGUCCGCGCCGGCGGCCGCCGCUGCGGCGGGGAAGAUGACGAUGGUGGCGGGGGUGGACGAGAGCGACCACAGCUUCUACGCGCUGCAGUGGGCGCUCCAGCACUUCUUCCCGGCGGGGCAGCCGCAGCAGUACCGCCUCGUCGUCGUCACCGCAAAGCCAUCCGCCGCUUCCGCCGUCGGCCUCGCCGGACCAGGCGCGGCGGACGUGCUGCCGUUCGUGGAGGCGGACCUCAAGCGCACGGCGCUGCGCGUCAUCGAGAAAGCCAAGGAGCUCUGCGCGCAGGUGGCCGACGCCGAGUACGAGGCGAUGGAGGGGGACGCACGUAACGUCCUCUGCGACGCCGUCGAGAGGCACCACGCCGAGAUGCUCGUCGUCGGCAGCCACGGCUACGGAGCCAUCAAAAGGGCUGUUCUUGGAAGCGUGAGCGAUUAUUGUGCCCACCAUGCACACUGCACCGUGAUGAUAGUGAAGAAGCCGAAGCCCAAGCAUUAAGCGCGAUGCGGCAAUCUGCUGACUGAUGGGUAUUCCACAAGCAAAUAUAUGCGUGUCGUCAAAUCCUGCUGUAUUUAUCUGUUUGUGAAUAAUAAUUGGGUCAUCAACGAUGGCAUCCCUGGUUACUUGUUCAAUCUACAUGCGGAUUGAGAAGCGCAUAAUAAUUGUUGUCCAGAACCUCAAAAGUGUGUUUCUUUUGGUUCGUGCAAUGCAAUAUGUGCCAAGUAUAUGUGAUUGCAAAUUAUGUUGUC
Messenger RNA from Setaria italica (foxtail millet), 945 nucleotides. Its product is annotated as universal stress protein PHOS34. NCBI's taxonomy places the organism in Eukaryota, Viridiplantae, Streptophyta, Magnoliopsida, Poales, Poaceae. The transcript is spliced from 4 exons. Bases 185 to 694 code for a protein of 169 amino acids. The record is from RefSeq and is a predicted model, not a curated record.